CACAAGAGGCGUUGCUCUUCGGCCGUGGUGCUUCUCUGCAAGCACAAAAAAGAAGAAAUUUCCGCUUCCUGCAACGAAAAAACAACUAGCGCAACUUGAGAAACAUUCGCCGCGACUUUGAAGGUGAACGGCGGGUUGAAGCGCAGCGCGCGUCGCGAUCGGUCUCCCCGAGCCUCGGUCCUCGUGGACGGAUGAUUGUGCUGCCAUAGAGGGUCGGCGCUCCGACAAACAGUCGUUUUAUUCGGGUUUUCCUUCUUUGUGUCCUCCAGCAUGUCGGAUCGGGGAGGGCUCCCGAGGACUGGAGGCGUACCGUCUCCGCAGCCCUCCAAACCGGUGGCGAUCACCUCCAAUCGGCCGGUGCACAUGAACCUGUACGCCACCUGGGAAGUGGACCGAUCGUCUCCGAGCUGCGUGCCGAGACUCUUCAAUCUGACUCUGAAGAAGCUGGUGAUGCUGAAGGAGCUGGAUAAAGACCUGACGUCUGUGGUCAUCGCUGUCAAACUGCAGGGCUCGAAGCGAAUCCUCCGAUCAAACGAGAUCCUGCUGCCAUCGAGCGGCCAAACCGAAACAGACCUGCAGCUCACGUUCUCCUUACAGUAUCCUCACUUCCUGAAACGAGACGCCAACAAGCUGCAGAUCAUGCUGCAGAGGAGGAAGAGGUACAAGAACAGGACCAUCCUGGGCUACAAGACGCUGGCGCUCGGCCUCAUCAACAUGGCCGAGGUGAUGCAGCACCCCAGCGAAGGCGCUCAGGUCCUGAGUCUGCACAGUCAGCUGAAGGAAGUGUCCGUCCCCGUGGCCGAGAUCCGGGUCUAUUCUCUGUCCAGUCAGCCCAUCGACCGCGAGGGACCCAAAGCCAAGAUGAACGAUCGUUCUCCAGACAUUGAUAACUACUCGGAGGAAGAGGAGGAGAGUUACUCGUCUGAGCAGGAGGGCAGCGACGACCCCGUCCACCAUUAUCUAGAUGAUGAAGAGGAUGAGGUGAGGAAGAAGAAACCCAGACGCAAACUCACUUCAAACGCCUCCAUUACCAGACAACCGAACAUCAAGCAGAAGUUUGUGGCUCUGCUGAAGAGGUUUAAGGUGUCUGAUGAGGUGGGUUUCGGGCUGGAGCACGUGUCCCGUGAGCAGAUCCAGGAGGUGGAGGAGGAUCUGGACGAGCUCUAUGACAGUCUGGAGAUGUACAACCCCAGCGACAGCGGGCCGGAGAUGGAGGAGACCGACAGCAUCCUCAGCACUCCCAAACCCAAACUCAGGCCGUUCUUCGAGGGAAUGUCCCAGUCCAGCUCUCAGACGGAGAUCGGCAGCUUGAACAGUAAAGGCAGUCUGAGCCGAGAGCCCUUCAGUCUUGGAGAAUCUGAUAAAGUCAAACCCUCUCGCAGCCGCACGCUGGACGAGCCUCUGUCUGAGACGGACACACUGGAUCUGAAUGAUCAGGAGUUGUUCAGUGAAGUAGGGCCAUCUAUAACAGUGUCUGUGGCUGAAAAACCACGAACACCCCUAAAAACAAGCAAGAGCGAGCUUCAGUCCAUGCCAUCGCCCAGGUUGGACGGAGGACACACACCCCAUAAGCGCUGCACUCCUCUAAAAGAGCGCCAGCUCUCCAAACCGCUGAGUGAACGAGCCAACAGCUCCGACAGCGAGAGAUCGCCUGAGCUCGGACACAGCACACAGGUCCUCAGGAAGGCCGUCUAUGAUCAGUUGAAUCAGAUUCUGUUAUCUGAUGCUGCUCUUCCUGAAAGUCUCAUCCUGAUCAAUGGCACAGACUGGCAAGGACAGUACGUUGCGGAGCAGCUUCAGCUUCAGAAGCAUCCUGUGGUUUGCACGUGUUCUGGAGCAGAGAUUCAGGCCGUUCUCUCGGCUCUGCUCACUCGGAUUCAGAAAUUCUGUAACUGUAACUCGUCGAUGCCGCGGCCGGUGAAGGUGGCGGUGGUCGGAGCUCAGAGUUAUCUGGGAGCAGUGCUGCAGUUCUUCGUCACUCAGCUGGCCAACAAGACGUCUGAUUGGCUCAAUCACCUCCGCUUCCUGGUGGUGCCCCUGGGUUCUCAUCCUGUUGCUAAGCACCUGGGUGCCCUUGACAACCGUUACAGCGCAGCCUUUCUAGACGGAGCCUGGAGAGACACAUUCAACAGAUCAGAGCCACCGCAGACAGAUGCAGUGGACGUGGCGGCGCGUGUGUCUCAGUACAUCAGCGGAGCGGCUCUCACACACCAGCUCCCCGUCGCUGAGGCCAUGCUGACCUGCAAACACAGAACGAGAGAUGAGGACUCCUACCAGAAGUUCAUUCCCUUCAUCGGGGUGGUGAAGGUGGGUUUGAUUGAGCCUGGCCAAUCAGCAGCAGGAGACUCUGAAGAGGGCGUGGCUGUGACUUUAGCCGUCCCCUCCACAUCUCCGCCCUCUCACGCCUCACCCGGCGGGCUGAAGGAGGUGGCCACGCCCCCCUCGUCUCCGUCCAUGGGCGGCGGUCUGGCGGUGCAGGGGAGUCCCAGCAUGCCUCACGGCGGGGACGCCAUCGGGCUGCAGGUGGAUUACUGGCUGGCGUCUCUGGCGGAGAAGCGGCGCGAGGGCGAGAGGAGAGACACCGGCUGUAAGAACACCCUGAAGAGCGCCUUCUGGUCACUGCAGGUCAGCCGUCUGCCAGGAGGAGGAGCCAGCGAGCCGCAGGCGCCACUCAACACGAUGGCCAUGACUGUGGUCACCAAAGAGAAGAACAAGAAAGUUCCCACUAUCUUCCUGGGGAAGAAGCCUAAAGAGCGUGAGAUGGACUCUAAGAGUCAGGUGAUCGAGGGCAUCAGCCGGCUCAUCUGCUCCGCCAAACAGCAGCAGACCAUCCUGAAAGUCACCAUCGACGGAUGCGAGUGGAACGACGUGAAGUUCUUCCAGCUAGCCGCUCAGUGGCCGACUCACGUCAAGUAUCUCCCGGUGGGAUUGUUUGGCUACAGCAAACCGCCCUCCUAGGACCGCCCACUUUCUCAGCUCCGCCCCUUCAACCUGCACCCCAUUGCACACCACUGUCGCCACUUUCACAACCAAUCACAGUUGAGACGGGACUAUCAUGUGACCGUCUCUGGUGGGUGGGCAGGUGGAGUUGAAGAGCUCCACCCGAGACUUCAAUAGACUUUUACCAGCGCUAGUCACUUUUAUUUAUCAGAGGCCCCAGAGCCACAUAUGGGGGCCAAGCACAAAAUUUGAAUACACCACCUGCUUAAAUCACUCUCAACAACCCUUAAUAUGUCCCUUUGUGUAACUGAUAUUCCGAAAUUAGCAGAUUUUUCACCUGUAGUAAGAAGGCGGAGUUAAAUGCCAAUUUGGAGGCGGGGCUACGAGGUGCCCAUCGGCCAAUUGAGGAGUUUUUAGAUCUUUUGCAUAGUUUGUUUUAUCCUUUCAGUUGGCCACAUAUGGAAAUGCGUUGUUGAACUCCAUCCUGCAUGUCUUAAACUACAUUACCCAUAAUGCAC
This is a messenger RNA of Carassius carassius (crucian carp), 3458 nucleotides long. RefSeq names its product phosphofurin acidic cluster sorting protein 1-like. Bases 271 to 2958 code for a protein of 895 amino acids. Gene Ontology annotation, biological process: protein localization to plasma membrane. Gene Ontology annotation, molecular function: transmembrane transporter binding. The transcript is spliced from 24 exons. Lineage: Eukaryota; Metazoa; Chordata; Actinopteri; Cypriniformes; Cyprinidae. The record is from RefSeq and is a predicted model, not a curated record.